Molecule: messenger RNA, 1457 nt
Organism: Amphibalanus amphitrite
Lineage: Eukaryota; Metazoa; Arthropoda; Thecostraca; Balanomorpha; Balanidae
Exons: 5
Coding region: 54-683 (209 amino acids)
Source: RefSeq, a predicted model, not a curated record
UGUUUGGUGUGCCCGUUACCUUUGAGGUUGACACAGGAUCGGCAUCCACGCUGAUGAAUGCCCGCACCUUUGAGGUGGUGAAGACUACAGGCGGCGACGACAGCCUUGAACUUCGGCGAUGCAGCGCCAGGCUUCGGACGUACACGGGUGAGCCCAUCCCGGUCGAGGGGGAGUUCAGUGCCGUCAUUCAUUACGGUGAGCAGCACCUGGAGCUUCCCGUCGUCGUGGUCGACACUGCAGGACCCAAUCUUCUGGGAAGGGACUGGAUGAAGUUCCUUCAGCUCGACUGGCAAACCAUCAAACAGGAAACGCGUGGAGGAGCAGCUGGACGCAGAGGUCGAGGCUGGGGUCCUCGAGCCAGUGCGCACUGCGGACUGGGCGUGCCAAAUCGUCCCGAUAGUGAAGCCCGACGCGUGAAAUGGAAAAGCUGCUGGCUGGCGUGCCAGGAGUCUUCAUCUUCCUCGACGACAUCCUGGUCUCUGGACGGGCUGAAGACGAGCUCGUGUCCCGUCUGGAGCAAGUGCUGCAACGACUCCAGGACUCCGGACUUCGGGGCGACGCCGCACGCAACGACCGGGGAGUCUCCUGGCAAGCUGCUCAUCGGAUACAAGCCGGUCACCAGGUUCGAUAAACUGAAGCCGGACCUUCAAGGCUGCAUCGGCGCCCAGUCUGGAGACUGCUGAGGAGACUGCUGAGGAGCUGGAGCACGGUGGCGACAUCUGCGGCGCCGAUGUCCCCGAUCGUCUGGCCGGCCGUUCCGCUACUGCUCCCGCUGCUGCUGCGGAGCCGGCUGAACCGCCUGCUGAGCGUCUGGAGUCGGCCAUCGGCGGCGCCGGGUCGACCUCUCCUGCUCGGCCGUCGACACUGAGACGAGAUGAGAGCGCCGGUCGCGUCUUCCCGGAGCGUCACGUGCCAGACGCUGCGCUACAGCGAGUGGAGCCCGGUGUCGUCUCCCCUCGAUUCUCCCCGCCGCGAUUCGACCGCGGCUCACUAUUUGGUGAACCAUCGCCGGAGCGUCCGUCCGUGAGCGCAAAUGUCCCCAGGCAGAUGGGCGUUGACGCUGACGCUCCACGACGAUACCCGCUUAGAAAUAGACGGCCUGUGGUGCGCUACUAGAGGUCAUAAUGUAUCUGUCGAAGUUGAUUUUGUUUAAUUGCAAGGCUAACUCUUGAUUUAAAUGGGAGGGUGUUGUGUGCUGGGAACAUUCCGGAGCGGUUACCCAUCCCCAGUGCGCGGGUACCCGCCCAGUUUGGUCUGGCGUCUCGCUGUCUGUGUCUGGCUGUCUGGUGUCUCGUUUUGUGAUUGGCUGACCGUUGAUCGGUCAGUCACGUGAUCGUAUCGGACGGUCAGGGCCGCGUCGUGCUGGCCGGUCGGUCGGGGGGAGUCGGUCGGUCACCGCUGAGCCAGCCGUCGGUAUGGUGCUGUUGCUAAAGUAAAAUAUACCGCACCCGGUUUAA